Molecule: messenger RNA, 2172 nt
Organism: Dermatophagoides farinae (American house dust mite)
Lineage: Eukaryota; Metazoa; Arthropoda; Arachnida; Sarcoptiformes; Pyroglyphidae
Product: golgin subfamily A member 5
Biological process (GO): retrograde transport, vesicle recycling within Golgi; Golgi organization
Cellular component (GO): Golgi membrane; Golgi cisterna
Source: RefSeq, a predicted model, not a curated record
UUGAUGUUUUGAUUGCGUUGUUGUCAUUUUAUUAUUUUGUUUUUUUUUAAAUUGUUGUUUUGGUUGUUUUUUAAUCUACAAAUGUUCAAACAAUGUCUUGGCUGACGGAAAUUGCUGGAAAAGCCGAAAACUUCCUAAAUGCUGUCGAUAAAAGUGCCGCAACUGCAUUAACAAAUGUUAAUCAUAAAAAUGUUCGAAAACAUUCCUUUAAUAAAUCGGAUACGACAAAUGAUCAUAAUGGAAGUUUACAUUUGCUUGAUACAGAAUAUAUUGAUACACCCGAUAUAAUGAGUUUAAGAACAAGUACGAGUACGAAUUCACUUCUUUCUGAAAAUGGUAAUAGCCGAAAAGGUGAACAUACCCGUACAUCAAGUUAUGAUUCAAUUGGUUCACGUAAUUCUAAAUCACACGAUGAUGAUAGACUUAUGGAAUAUUUAAACAAGGAUAAUAAUAUCCCCGAAGAAGAAUGGCAAUCGUUGAAUAAUUCUAAUCACGAUGAAUCAUCAAAUGAUAAUAAUAAAUUAAGAACAAAACGUGAAAUCCUCACACGUGAUGUUAAAGAGCUUGAUUCAUUGAACAAGAAAAUCCUGGAAUUGAAUGGCGCAUUCAAGAAACAAAAACUGAAAGCACAAAAUUAUUAUAAUCAAAAUAUGGCCAAUGAAAAAUUGAUUAAGGAAUUGAAUUCAAAAGAACAUGAUCUAAUUGCCUCAAUUAGUGCAAAAGAUUCCCAAAUCGCUGCCCUCAAAGUUCAAACAGAACAAUUAUUGGUUGAAAUACAGGAAAAAGAGGAAAAAUAUAAAGAAUUGAAACAUCUACAUCAACAGAUUAGACAUGAACUUCAGAAUAAAUCUGAAAAUAAUGAAUUGACAAUCAAUUUGCAACGAGAAAUUGAAUCGUUGAAACAAUCCUUAGAAUUUGAAAAAGCUGAAUCAAAGCGAAUACAGGAUAGUAGUAAUCAACAAAUCAUACGCCUUGAGGACAAUCAACGAUCAUUGAUUGAAGAAUUGGAUAAUUACCGACGGCAAUUGAAUGAACAAAAAUCUAACCGUACCGAAUUAGAAAUGAUUAAUAAUAGUUUACGUAAAAAAUGUGAAACAAUUGAAAAAGAAUUUGAACAAUUUAAAUGUAAAGUUCAAAAAACAUUGAAAGAUAAAGAUGACCUGAUGGAAACGUCACGUUCCAACAAAACCAAUGAUGAUGAUGGUGAUCAUGAUCAUCAUGAUGAUGGGCAAAUGAAAAUUCUACAUGAACAAUGUAAUACAUUAAUGAAUGAAUUGAUUGAAUUACGUAGUCGAUAUGAUCAGAUGAAAUCAAUGUUGGAUAAAGAUGAAAAUGAAACGAUUCCUCGGCAAACUGCAGAAAUUCAAACAUUGAAAGAUCAAAUGGAAGAGGAGAAAAAAAUUAAUUCGAAUUUACAGAAUGAAAUCGAUCAAUUAUCUCGUGAUCGUAAAUCAUAUCAGGAUGAUCUGAAUCAAAUAAAAUCCAGUCUUUCCGCACGAAUCACUGAACGUGAUGAUGAGAUUGAUAAACUACGGCGACAAUUGAUUCUUAAACAACAACGUACCCCAACCAAUCAUCAUCUGGUACAAAUGGAUGAUGAUCAAUCAUCAUUUAUGAUGAAUACAUCAAUCACCAAUGAAUGGGAACAACGGCUAAAAUCAUUAACAGAAAAUUUAAUCACAAAACAAUCAAUGAUUGAACAAUUAUCUUCAACCAAUCAUUCAUUGAAAUUACAAUUGGAAAGAAGUGAACAAAAAUUACAUGAAUUAGUGAUGAAUAAUGGCCAACUAAAAAAUGAUGUUGCAAUUGGAAUAUAUCACUCACCAUCAUUUACGAAUCUGAUUAAACAUCGUAUUACCGGUGGGAAUAAUGAUAGUGUUCAAUCAUUAAUACAUGAUGAUCCUAAUGAUGGUCAGGUAACACGUAAAGUUAAACGUGCAUACACGGCAAUCGAUACAUUCAGCAUACGUUUAGGAAAUUUUCUUCGUAUGUAUCCUUCAGCACGUGCAGCUUUUCUUGUCUAUAUUAUCAUUCUACAUGUAUGGGUAGCAUUUGUUCUUAUGUAUUAUGAACCGGAAAUUCAUGGAUCAGAUUUUAAUGCUAAAUGAAAAAAUGUUGAAACAAAAUAAAAAUAAUGAUUUCUUGCAAUUUUAAUAAAAUUUUUAUCUUGAA